AUGUAUGGAUGUCGUGUGAUUCAAAAAGCUUUGGAAUCAGUUGAUCAGGACUGUCAGAUGGAAGUUAUAAAAGAAAUUAGCAAUCAUGUGCUUAAAUGUGUUAAAGAUCAAAAUGGAAACCAUGUGGUGCAAAAGAUCAUUGAAAGAGUGGAGCCUCAACAACUUCAAUUUAUCAUUGAUGCGUUUACUAAAGGAGCACCCGACACUGUCUGUUCGCUUUCUUCUCAUCCUUAUGGAUGUCGUGUUAUUCAACGUGUUCUUGAACAUUGUACAGAAGAACAAAAGAGACCAGUUCUUGAGCAAUUACACGAAAACAUUUUUACACUUGUAACAGAUCAAUAUGGCAAUUACGUGAUCCAACACGUUAUUGAACAUGGAAUUUCUUUGGAUCGAGAACGUAUUGUAAAGUGUUUACGUGGUGAUGUACUCAAAUAUGCUCAACAUAAAUUUGCUUCUAAUGUAAUUGAAAAAUGUUUAAUUUGUGGAACAACUGAACAGAAAAAUAUUUUGAUUGAUGAAGUUUGUAAUGAUGAUGGGGCUCCAAAUCCACAACUUCUUGAAAUGAUGAAGGAUCCAUUUGCAAAUUAUGUGGUCCAAAAGAUGCUUGAUGUUUCAGAUAGUGCACAUCGAAAGAAAAUUAUGUUUUCCAUCAAAAGUCACAUUCCUGCUUUGAGAAAAUUUAAUUAUGGAAAGCACAUUAUCGCCAAAUUGGAGAAAUAUUUUCAAAAGACGAAUCCUGGUGUUCCAUUUAGUUUAAUAUCUGGAGAACAAUCACCACAACAACAAUUUUCCAAUACAUCAGUCAACACAGCUGUUUCUAAUAAUAAUAAUAAUUUUGAGAAUGGACCGCCAAUAUAUUAA
Molecule: messenger RNA, 861 nt
Organism: Meloidogyne enterolobii
Lineage: Eukaryota; Metazoa; Nematoda; Chromadorea; Rhabditida; Meloidogynidae
Source: the annotation of a GenBank genome assembly